CGUGACUAAAUUUUGUACCAAAUUACAUGAAAUUUCUACUGACACAUUUCAUAAUUGUCAUUCAAUACGUGCACAAGUGUUUGAAAACCUUAAAAUACAAGUGCAUUAAGAAAGUGAUGAAUUUCUUAUCAGGAAUCCUGCAAUACCUACCGGAGUCUCUCACCUCCAAAGUGGUGGGAAGGGAUGCCGUGUUCAGGUCGACCACCAAUAAGACCUUCGAGAACGAGGACAGCCUACCAUCCCUGCCGGUGCCGCCACUACGGUCUACUUUAGAUCACUACUUGGAGACCGUGCGCCCAGUGGUGACUGACGAGGAAUACAAGAUAACAGAGACCAUCUGCAGGAACUUCGAGAAUGAGGUGGGCGUUGAUCUCCAGAAAAUGCUUAUCAAACGCUCGGAACUGCACAAGAAUUGGUUGGAGCAGUGGUGGGAAGACGUGGCAUACCUUCAGGGAAGACUACCAUUGAUCCCCUUCUCAAACAUGACGGGCUCUCAACCAAACUUUGACUUCUGGCCCAUUAAGACGGGCACU
Messenger RNA from Oppiella nova, 533 nucleotides. The record is from the annotation of a GenBank genome assembly. Lineage: Eukaryota; Metazoa; Arthropoda; Arachnida; Sarcoptiformes; Oppiidae.